AUGCAAUCAUCCACUCGUCACAAUCAUCCAGCACGUAUUCAACACAUUCUCAAUCACUUGAAUCCACCACCAUCAUUGAAUGUCUGUCAUCAUUCAGAUUCGGAGGAUCAUGCUUCCAUGAAUCAUCCUGUCAUUCAAUGGAAUACCACCUCUGCAGAAUCACAAAACAACACUUGUGUCAUUUAUCAACAAGCCAAUUCCGAAUCAGGUGGUAUUGUUGUCUUGUAUUUGAAUGAUGGUCCAGUCAAUGCUCUCUCUGAUCGAAUGCUCAAAGCAAUUAAAAUGAAUAUGGAACGUGCCAACAAUGAUGAUCAAUGUAAAGGUGCUGACAUUACUGAAAUUAGAAAGAGACAAGUCAAACAGAGUAGUGGUAGCAAUGACAAGGGUGAAUUCUUAGAUUUUCUUAAAAAUGGAAAUUCUUUAAUGAAUUUCAUUGAAAAUUCACCCAAGAACAAACCAGUGGUAGCUUGUAUUGAUGGUGUUGCACUUGGAGGUGGUCUUGAACUUGCAAUGGCAUGCAAUGGAAGAGUAUGUACUGAGAAUUCAACUUUGGGAUUACCUGAAACCAAUUUAGGAAUAAUUCCAGGUUAUGGUGGAUGUAAUCGACUUCCUCGUCUCGUCGGAACCAGAACAGCAUUAGAAAUGAUGAUUAGUACUCAACCUGUGAAAGGAAAACAAGCUCAAUCCUUGGGUCUCGUGGACGUAUGUGUUGUGGAUUCGAGUUCUGCUCUCUCUGCUGCUCAUCAAUUGUGUUUGGAAAUGAUUCAAGGUCAACGUGCCAUUCGUAAGACUCUUCAAUUCUCUCAAAAGUUAUUACAAGAAGAUGAUUCAUUGAAUCUUGUGAAUGCAGUUGAGAGUAAAUUAGAUGCCAUUCAAUCCAAAUUACCACAUCUCAAAGCAUUACUCAGAGUCGUACGUGAGACUGUUCAAUUCCCAUGCAAUGGAUUGUAUGGACUUGAUGUUGAAAUGAAAGAAUUUGCAGGAAUUGCCAAUCAACCCAUUUCACGUGGAAUGGUUCAUUACUUUUUAGCUCAAAAAGCAACCACAAAAUUACCAAAACGUUUAUUAACCGCCAAUUCUAAUAAUACUACUACGACUACAACUACUACCAAUAGUGGACAUAUCAAAUCCUUAGCAGUGAUUGGAGGUGGUACAAUGGGUGCCAACAUUGUGGUGAAUGCAUUGGAGAAUGGUAUUCGAGUCAUUUUGAAGGAAAUUAAUCAAGAUGCAUUGAAGGCUGGUAUGGAACGUAUUCGUAAAGUGUUCCAAUCUAAAUUGGAUCGAAAGAAAAUGACUCAACAACAAUUUGACAAGAUCUUUUCUCAACAAUUGGUGGGUCAAAUUACAUUUGAUUCAUUCAAUCAAGUCGAUAUGGUCAUUGAAGCUGUUUUAGAAAUUGUUGAAUUGAAACAAAAGAUAUUCCUUGAUUUGGAAAAGCAUUGCAAUGACAAGUGUAUUCUUGCAACAAACACUAGUACGAUUGAUUUGAAUAGAAUUUCUGAAAAGAUGCAAUCCAAGAAUCGAUCUCGUGUGAUUGGUCUUCACUAUUUCACACCAGCACAUGUAAUGCCAUUAUUGGAAAUUGUAAGAACGGAACAUACAUCACCACAAGUAUUGAUGACUUCACUUUCAUUUGCUAAACAAGUGAAGAAGACUCCAGUCGUUGUUCUCAAUGUUGUUGGUUUUGCAGUGAAUAGAAUAUUUUGGCCAUAUGGUAUUGCAGCUCAAUAUUUAGUAGAACGUGGAUUGAGUCCUUAUCAAAUUGAUAAGGCAAUUAGUCAGAGUGUGAUGCGUGUUGGAUUCUUUACAAUGGCUGAUAUGUCUGGUCUUGAUGUUCUCAAUUAUGCCUCUCAAUCCAUUGCUGGUGCUUACAAGGAGAGAGCAAAGGAUUCUCCAUUCACUAAACUCAUGAUUGAAGCAAAGAGAUUGGGUGAAAAGACCAAUAUUGGUAUCUAUAAAUAUGAUGCUAAUGGAAAGAAAACUCCAGAUCCAGAAGGAAUGGAACCAAUUAUUGCUCAAGUAAGAAAAGCUGCUAAAUCUCCAUCUCCUUUGAAUUACACAGAUAAGGAUAUUUAUGAAGCAUGUUUAUUCAAUGCUGUGAAUGAGGCUUGUAGAGUCAUUGAAGACAAAGUGGUAUUUAGAGUGAGUGAUAUUGAUGUUGCGAGUGUAAUGGCAAUGGGAUUUAUGCACUUCUAUGGAGGUCUUAUGAAAUGGGCAGAUGAGCUUGGAGCAAAAUAUGUUUAUGAUCGAUUGAACAAAUUUUAUCAAGACAGUGAUGGAAAGAUUGUUUCAUUUAAGCCUUGUCAAUAUUUGACUCAUUGUGCGACUAAUAAUUUGAGUUUGUACAGUGCUGAUUCUGAAUUGAUGCAAUAA
Naegleria lovaniensis is the source of this 2373-nucleotide messenger RNA. RefSeq lists its product as uncharacterized. Gene Ontology annotation, biological process: fatty acid beta-oxidation. Gene Ontology annotation, molecular function: (3S)-3-hydroxyacyl-CoA dehydrogenase (NAD+) activity; NAD+ binding. The transcript has 5 exons. Gene Ontology annotation, cellular component: peroxisome. NCBI's taxonomy places the organism in Eukaryota, Heterolobosea, Eutetramitea, Acrasida, Naegleriidae. The coding region runs from base 1 to 2373 and encodes 790 amino acids. The record is from RefSeq and is a predicted model, not a curated record.